AUGAAAAAAAAUGCAUACCUCAUCCUGGUUUACGGCAUUUACUCCAUUAUCAUGUUUUCUCUGUCCCUAAGAAUGCAAAAAAAUAUAUUCAAGUACAUAACUCCCAUUUCGAAGAGACUGAAUUUAAGCAAAUUUCGGAGAAUCAAAAUUUUCAGGAGGAGGAGUCAGCGCAAGAGGGUGAACGUCUUCAACGAUGUUGUGAAUAAGUAUAUAGGACUGGAUCUGUUCUUCAGAAAGCUGAACGAUGUAACAGACACCCGGCAAAAGUUGAACUACAUAAACUUCCUGCACAAAAUUGUGGAGGACAAGACAUGCGAGCACCUGCUCUUCUCCAACAACCACAUAAGGACAAUUAUAUACAUACUGAAUGAAAGAUUUUUAAUCAUAAAAAAAAACGAAGAUAAAAAUGAACCAGUGGAUUAUCAGAUCAUAUACAAACUCUUACUCAUAUUUAACAAUUUAUCCAAGCACAAAAAUUUCUACCGAAUUAUUGUUAAUGAUUUCACACAUAAAAAUGUGAAAAUCUCUCUUCUGUAUAUUAUUAUGAAUAUACUUAAUGAGAAGGAAGAGACAGGUGAAACUUAUAAAGAAGCCAAUUCUUUUUUUAGUUACUUCAUAUCCCUUUUUAAAAACAACUCAGAUGGAACCAAGAGCCAGCAUGUGGAAGACCUCCCUGAAGGGGGAGAAACCCAGGAGGCAAGAGAGAAGAAUCAAAUGAAGAAGGAAGAUAUAGAAGAAAUGAAAAAUAAAAUAGUUUCUCUAGGUAAACAUAUACUGUUAAAACUCAAGGAAGAAAAAUUGAAGGAAGAGGGAAAAUCCAUAAAAUAUAACCUAACUAAUAAUGGAGAAAUCCUUACGAACGUGCCAUAUGUAGAAGGGGAUUUCCCUGCACAGAAUGUGGAUUAUACAUCGGAGAAAAAUCGCAAAGAAUAUGCCAACAAUGUAUAUGACGGCGUAAAUUCUCAGUUUGUCCAAGACGGUACCAUGAGGGGGGAAAUUCCCACUGAGGAUAAUAAAGAAGAAGAAAUAUUGGACCAUACGAAAGAGGACAACCAAAUGGGGAGCUCUAAAAAGGAUAGUUGGGCUGGAAAUAUUUCCGGCCAUGGUGAUCCCCACAAAGGGCAGAAUUCAUUUACACAGAGCAAUCGCUGGGAUGUGGAAGGCCAAGAGAUAAAGAGCGCACAGACGGUAGGCGUCAGCACAGAUAACGUCCUCUUCGUCCCCUUCUACUUCAACAAAAACGCAAAGGACAAUAUUCUAACGAGCGUACUAGUGCAGUUCCAAAACGAAAAUGAUGUCAUCGUGUAUAAGAGGAAGGCACGUAAGGGGAAUCAAGACCAAGGAAGCGAACAACUCUCCCUGGAAAAACUCAGAAAAAAAAACAUCUUAAGCAAUCCAAACAGCCUGAACAACGUAAGCAACAUAAUACAAUGGAUAGGAGAGGAAUACAACUGCAACAACUAUUUUGAUGUUUACGAAAAUUACGCAGAAGACGAUGUAGACAUAUUGAAGUAUGAGAAGAACCAGAGCGGGAAGAGGUUCCACAUCAGGGAGGGCAGAGGUGAUAGGGACGCAGGGGGUGAAGACAAAACGAAUGUUGUAGACGAUGUGCAUGAAGAGGGGAGAGAAGUGGAAGACGAAAUGGAAGGAGAAGAAGAAAUACAUGAGGAAGAAGAACAACAAGAAGAAGUACAAGAAGAUGAAGAAAUAGAAAAUCAAGAGGAAUAUGAAGAAGAUUUACAAAACGACAAACAAGAGGAGAAGGAGGAAGAUGAAAUAAAUUCUGAUCAAAAAAAAGUAAACGUCAUUUUGACUGAUUAUAAUGUGGAUAUUAAAGAUGUUGAAAAUAAUCCGGAUCUUAAGGUCAAUGGGGGAACUGAAAAUAAAAGCCGCUUCCUAAAUAUGGGCUUAUUAAUACUGAUAAGGAAAAAUGAAAAUGGAAAAGAGGACAGAUGGGCAAGUUUAAAUAUGAGGGGAGAUACAGUAGGGACGGAAAUAUAUGGGGCUCCUGGAAUGGUGUCAAGCGGCCCGUCUAUGAACACUGAUAACAUUGCGGCAGAUACCCCAUAUAAGGGAAGCAUACCAAGAGAGCAGAUUUGUACAGAAGGAGAACCUCGACGGGGGGUGGAAUCAGUGGAGGGGUACGAAGAAAUAUACGUCAAACGCAAAGAAGGGGAAGAUGCUCCAAAACCGGAGAAAUACGUCUUAACAGGGUUCAUACAGCUAAACAUGGAUUUGUUGAAAAAUUUUAAAGUAAGCAGUGAGGAUAAGGAUGGAAGGGAAACUAACCCUAUGCAUAUUAACAAUCCCUACCUGAAUUUCUCCCUGGUGGAAAAUUACAUCGAAUCGCUAUUCAAACACAUCGAUCUGAACGAUUAUUUCACAAACAAGCUACUAAAAUUACUGUAUGAAAUAUUAUCGGAAAAUAAAAAUUCCCUCGUGUACAAUUUGUACUACUACACUAUUAUGAAGAAAGACAAUAUGAAUAAGAUUAUAAAAAUACUCUCAAAAAAUGUACAGAAUAAUUUAAACCGAGCAAAUAUCACGCUCAUCCUGAGGAUCCUCUACAUCCUCUCGUUCCAUCAAGCUUUCUACAGAAAUGGAUUAAACAGCCUAAAGAGGAAUAAAAACUACACCCUUCUCUAUGGAAAUGUAGCGAAAUAUAUAGAAGACAUAAAAACGGGAAGCUUUAUCAAGGAAUUGCAGAAGUGGGAUAAACUGAUCGAGUGCUUAAAAACGUUAACUCUGUUUUUCGAAAGUAAGUAUACAAAUCAGAACUCGCUUUACAUAUCUGAUGAGAAGAAGGAGCAGUUUCUCUUGGAUAAUAAAAUUUUAAAAAAAAAAUUAAACAACAUUUAUAAUAGGCAUUUUAUUUGCGAAUAUAAAGAUCUGGUCAUUAUUCGGAAAACAAACAUUUUGCUUAAAGCGCUGGGGGUGAAUAUGUUCGACCUGUACAAUGAUAUUGUUUUUUUGGAUAGGGAAAAGAAGCCCCAUGAUUAUUUGAUGAAGGAAAGUGAACAGCGGAGGGGUCUUUUCCAUCACCUGUGGAAUUCCCUUUGGGGAUAUUUUGCCAAAGCGAGGAGGUACAUGGGUAGACAGGCUGUGGAGGAGUUUCCCUUCGUGGAAGAUUCCAAGAGGGUAGGCCCCAUUGGUGAGACCUCCGGUGAAGGUGUCCGUGGGAAUGUUCCAAUUGACCGGGUGAGUAACCGAGGGAGUGCCUUCCCUUCAGAAGCACAAACGCAUGGAGAGGGCGCACACACACAGAACGGAAGCAAUCCCGCUAAAGACACACAGGAACAAAGGAACAGGAAGAAGAGAACAUAUAUUUAUGACCUGAACAACAAGGAACACAUAAGUAUGGAUAAAUUUCGAAACCUAGUAAUCGCAUUGAAAAAAAAAAAAAAAAGAAAAUUAAGGAUUUUAUGUCUAGAUGGAGGAGGAAUCCGAGGUCUCCUCUCCAUAGAAAUAUUAAAAUGUAUAAAUAGCCAUUUGAAGAAAAACAUAUUUGAAUAUUUCGACAUCAUCUGUGGUACCAGCACAGGAGCCAUCAUAUCCAUAUUGAUAGGUCUGGAGAAGGCCCACUUAAAUGAAGUCGAAUUUUUGUAUAAUCUUCUGAUUAAUAAAAUAUUUCAAAAGGAUACCUAUGCAGUGAGGAACACAAGAUAUUUGUUUAAGCAUUCUUAUUAUGAUGCCAAUAUUUUGAGUAAUAUUUUAAAUUCCUUUUUUAAAAAUAUGAAAAUGUUUCAUUACAACGCAGAUUUUUUCACGCCCUACGUCUUUACCGUCUCGACCCAGAUGAAUGUCACUCCUCUGCAACCCGUGAUAUUAAAAAAUUACACUGCCAACUUAGGGAAAAUAAAAGGUGAUAAGGAGGAGGCCGAUGUGUGUGACACACACACGUCAAGCAAUUAUGAUCAUGUAGGGGAGAGGGAAGAGCAAAAUGAAGUAGAAGUGGGCGACGAAAGGUGGGCACUGGGACAACACAACCAGAUAUGGGACGACCAACAGAACGACACGAAAGAUGGGAAAGAUGCGAUAGAUGCGCAGGAUGAGAAAGGAGUAAACAUUUCAGACAAAGUCAACCUGCACACGAAUGACAUCUACGUUAACCAAAAUAUAAACAGCGUGAGUAUUUAUAAAAGUUUUUACAACAUUUUUGUAAAGUACGUAUUGAGGUGCACCACUGCUGCUCCUGGGUUUUUUAACUUCUUCUCCUUCGACAGUAACAUAUAUGCCGAUGGGGCCAUCUGCUUUAAUAACCCCACCCUGGUAAGCCUCAACGAAAUGAAGUUAAUUUUUUACAACUAUCUGAACAGUCGGAAAGAGACCCUCCUUGAUAAAGUAAAAUGUUUUUUCUCCAAAAAAAAAGAAUUGGUGGAAGAAAAAAAUAAAGCAAUCAAUCUGAAUGACUACAUUGACUGCAUCGUAAGCGUCGGCACUGGAAAAUUUAAACCGAAAAAUAUAAACGAACUGAACGAAAACAAAACCUCCGACACAUUCCUGCGGUGGGAUGUUCUGUUAAAACAAAUUGUGUACUCAAUCACCAACACGGAGUUGACGCAUGAUAUCUGUAACAACGUACUGGAUAAAAAUAAAUAUUUUCGAUUCAACUGUUUCAUUAAUAAUAUUAAGUUGGACGAAACAUCUCCAGAAAUUAUUAGCAAGUUGAAGCAAAUUGGGAAGAGGUACUUUGAGGAUCAUGCUUACAAUCAGAAAAAGCUUAUCCAAUUGGUUGACAUUUUGGAGGACAAGAGAGAUGUCAAGGAGUACCAACAGAGACAAAGGAAGAUAUGGGGGGAGUCCUAUCUUGAUAAGAUGAAAUCCAAAAUUUCUGGAUUGCUUUUCCCCAAUGGGGGAUCAAUGGGUGGGCAGGUUGGAAGCACCGAUCAAAAGGAAGGACAAGUGGCCCCUUCAUCUCAUCACGUUAACACAGAGAAGACAGGAAAACAGAUGAAUACACAACCGAAUGAACAAUCGAAUACACGAAGCUCCGCCCCGUAUCGAAACUUCAACUUCGGCUUCGUCGAAGAAGACGAAAAGUUUGACCUAAACAACAUCGAAGAAAUUCUAGAUAUCAUAAACAAAAGUAACAACUCCGGUAGUAGCACAACCACCAACACCUCAAACGGGUUCUUCCACUACUUCACCAACCUCUUCCAAAACAAUAAUAAAUUUCUCAAGAAGCUAGAGAGUGUGCACAAAAAUAAUUUCUUCACUAGAUCCAACAGAGAAAAAAACAACUACGUCAAUGUCGUACCCCUUACAGGCAUUCGUGUAUUACUAAACGAAAUAUAUUUUAUCCUUUUGAAAAAAAAUUUAUAUUUCCAUACCGAUGAGUGCUUCUCUAAUGUUGAAGAAUUGAAUAAAAAAAAUUACGACAUCAACAUUGAUAAAAUGAUUCCAUACAAUGUGGCUAACUCCCAAGGGGGAAAGGAAAAAAUCGAUCAUCCUAAUGUUCCGAGGGACAAGACACAAGAGCAGGAUGGAAGCAUCCCGUCAGAUGAUUCUCCUACUAAUGAAGAAGUUACAAAAAAUGAAAAGCAUUCGAAUGACACACAGAGGAGAAAGAAGAGUGUGAAUAAUUCUAAGGAAUUCACAUCUGAUGAAGACCUGGACGAAGAUAAUCAUCCAUAUAAACCUAAAGGACCAUCCAGUGGUCCAAAUUCGAAAAAAAUCAAUGACUCCAACAAUUCAGCAUUUAAUGGAAAACACACAAGUUAUGAAGACGAAGAAAGUUACGAUCUAUCUGAUGGUACACAGAAGGACGACCCCCUACGUGAAACACUUUUAAGGGAUGAAAAAAUGAACACGUCAGAUAUGGUGGAUAAUUCAUCCAUAAAUAAAAAAAGGCUUUUCAAAAAAGAUGUAAAUAUGAACCACAUAAACUACAAAUUUUUUAAAUCCAUGAGCACAGAGACAACUGAUGGGAAGAAGCAGAAUAUAAUAAACAUAUUGCGAAAUGUAUUUUUUAAACGGGAAGCGUAA
Plasmodium knowlesi strain H is the source of this 5985-nucleotide messenger RNA. Its product is annotated as patatin-like phospholipase, putative. Gene Ontology annotation, cellular component: membrane. Lineage: Eukaryota; Apicomplexa; Aconoidasida; Haemosporida; Plasmodiidae. Bases 1 to 5985 code for a protein of 1994 amino acids. Gene Ontology annotation, biological process: fatty acid metabolic process. Gene Ontology annotation, molecular function: glycerophospholipase activity. The transcript has 2 exons. The record is from RefSeq and is a predicted model, not a curated record.